This is a messenger RNA of Orbicella faveolata, 1178 nucleotides long. RefSeq lists its product as uncharacterized. The record is from RefSeq and is a predicted model, not a curated record. NCBI's taxonomy places the organism in Eukaryota, Metazoa, Cnidaria, Anthozoa, Scleractinia, Merulinidae.
UCGGGCUUUUUAAAUUUUUACGCAAGCGUAUGGUUGUUCAAGUUUUCAAAACACAUUUUUGGAACUCAAAUCAUCUAUCUUGAGAAGCUUGAAAGAAACAACAUCGUUUUCUGUGUAUUCAGCAUUACCCGGAGCUGUACAUCUUGGUUGAGUUUUGCCUUCAUUGAUAUGCUGUGAAGUUCAGGCAAUGCGUUGAGAGAGUUUGAAGAUUAUAGCAAGAAUGGGAAAUUCAUCGUGGUUCAUAACACUUGCUCUUGUGUUCCUCAGUGGACGUACAGUGGAAGGAGGACUUCCUUGCGAAAACUUUGGCGUAGGGAUAGGCGACAGAGCGGAAGUUAAGAAUAGUCAGAUGACCGCUUCCACAGUUUUAGGAAGCGACUACAGAGCCUUCAACGCCCGCUUAGAUUCUCCCAUAGACAGAGGAUGGUGUGCCUCGGCAAAUGGAGCACAGGGCAGCUAUCUUGAGAUCGACUUGGAAAGAGAUUACGCGUUCUGCGGGAUAAGAAUACAGGGUGCGGCACAUGGACACGUGAAUACUUUCCAGCUGAGAUUUGCUCGUGAUAAAGAAGGUUCUUUUAUUCCAUUUGGCACGACUUUUAGCAGGUUUACAGAGGAAGAGGAAAACGAAGAGUUUCAUCCUACAACACCGUUUCCAGUCGGAAGUGUUGUUCGGCUUUACCCUUUAACUUUUUCGGGCACUGUACCUUGCGUAAGACUUGAACUGUUCGGGUUUCCAGAGCCAACAGUCACAUGCUCGCCACAGUAUAUCAUUGCUGAAUUCAAAAGAAGCAAUUAUCCGGAUCUUGAAUCCUCAGAGAUGCAUCUAACAGAUACAAGUUGCUCGGCCGAGUCCGAAAACGACACUUACAUAACCUUCCACAUUCCUUUCCGAAAUUGCUCUACUGUCAGGGUACAGACACCUGACCACCUGGAGUACAGAAAUGAGGUUAUGCGUCGUAUAACGCAGGGGGUAAUUACGUACAAAAUGGAUAUGAAUUUUCCCAUCACCUGCAGGUAUGACCGGAAUGUUACAUUGAACGACUUGGAUAUUGAAGUCGAAGAAGAGGAAGAAGAAACUGGUACGUACAUAACACUUCCGUUUUUAUGAGUCAGCAAUAAAAUCCCUAAAAUUUGCUGCCGCUAAUAGAUGUGUCGGCGCUUUACUUUGGCUCAUUAUC